CUUCUUUUUUUUUGUUUUUUAUCUCUGCACCGAACGCAAGGUUGUUCAUUUGAUCGUGAACAGCUGUUUGAAUAACAACGUAUAGUACUGUAGACUUCAUUUGAGUCUCGUAAUAAGCCGUACGGACUUUCAAUGCCGAACGGUGAAAAAAGUUUGCACCACACUUUUAUCUGAAGUUCUUCAAAAACGUUAUCGCAAAAUGGAGGAUUCGAGGCAAGAAACAAACGAGUCCUCUUCCACAGAAUCCGACACCCAUCAGGAGUCCGGUGAAAAUAUGGAUUUUGAGGACAGUCAGGACUCUCUUUGGACCACACAAUCAACAUCAAAUACAACAUUUGAUUCCCAUAAACAUAAUCCUGAUUUGGAAAGUGUUGACAGUGAUGAGGCUGUUACUGUUGAAAACAGUGUGAAUAUUGAAGAAGAUUUGUUGUCUGGAAUUGGCAAACAGAAGCCAAAACAUAAAUGGAAUGCACUGAUAGCACUCACUCAAAGAAACCUUGGGACAUCUAGCCACAAAAACAUGGACAAUGCAUUUAACGCAAAAUGUCAUGGAUCUUUGAGGUUCGUACAGCGCUUGGAAUUGGCUUUCAAAAUGGAUUGUCACAAUGGUUGUGUGAAUGCUCUUCACUUCAACUCAAGUGGAUCAAGACUAGCUAGUGGAUCAGAUGAUCUUAGUAUCAUAAUUUGGGAUUGGAGCCGUGCUGAACCUGUUGUCAAUUAUGACAGUGGACAUAGAGGCAAUGUGUUUCAGGCAAAGUUUUUACCUUUGUGUGGUGACACUCACAUAGUUUCUUGUGCUCGAGACGGACAUAUCCGGCUUGCUGAACUGUCACCAAGUGGAGUGUUUCAUUCCACACGUCGAUUAGGCCUACACCGAGGUCCUGCUCAUAAAUUGGCUCUUCUUCCAGACACACCUCAUGUGUUCCUUACUGCGGGAGAAGACGGAGUGGUUUUUGAAGUAGAUGUCAGACAAAGCAAACCCAACAAAUUACUUACAGUUAAACAUUGCGAACGAAAAAUAGCGCUGUAUAGCAUAUCAACUCACCCAAUUGAUACGACCGAGUUCUGCGUUGGCGGGAGAGAUCAGUUUGUUCGUAUUUACGACCGCCGUCAUAUUUCUUCGAAUUCUGAGUCAGCCACAGUUAGAAAAUCUUGUCCACGUCAUUUGGUGGAUUCCUCUGUCCGAGCUCACGUAACCAGCGCUGUUUACAAUUUUAACGGAUCCGAACUCCUUGCUAGCUACAAUGAUGAAGACAUUUACUCAUUUGCUUCGGAUUGUGUUGAAGGAUCAGAUUUCUUACAUCGUUACAGUGGACACCGCAAUAACGCAACUGUUAAAGGAGUAAAUUAUUAUGGGCCCAGGAGUGAGUUUGUUGUAUCGGGGUCAGAUUGUGGAAAUAUUUUCUUCUGGGACAAUAGCACCGAAGCCAUUGUACAAUGUAUACCGGGCGAUGAAAAUGGAGUGGUUAAUUGUCUUGAGCCUCAUCCAAGUAUUCCUGUCUUAGCAACGAGUGGUUUGGAUGAUGAUGUGAAAAUAUGGACCCCAAAAUGUUUUGAUGAACCCCAGCUAUGGGACCUUAAAAAGACAGUGAAAACAAAUCACCAAGAAAGGGAAGAAGAGCGCCGACGUGAGCCAGACACUAUUUCGGGCGAACUUCUUUGGGUGCUUUGGCGUCAUGUUCGCAGAACUGAAAGGAGACGCAGGCAACAGCAGCAGCGUACGUCCAGUCAAGAAAGGAAUGACGGAAAUGUAACAUCUAGCAGCGAUGAGUCAGACGUUUCUGAAAAUGAUGAAGGUCCAAGAGGAGUCCAAUGUGCGCCUUCCUAAAAAAAUGUUAAAUAAUGGAAGACUUGAAUUAUGUUUGUACUCUUAAAAUGUAAUUGAGAAAAGCAAUUAGUCCUACCUGAGUUAUCUGAUGCUGAUACUGAUCUGUUAUAACUGGGGCGACCCAGAAAAAAAGAUCCUAUGUAACAUUUUUUGUUUUCUAUAAUAUGCAUUGAAACCCACUGGUGUGGUAGGCUUUCCGAUCAGAAUAAAUCGAUAAAACUACA
Molecule: messenger RNA, 2052 nt
Organism: Daphnia pulicaria
Lineage: Eukaryota; Metazoa; Arthropoda; Branchiopoda; Diplostraca; Daphniidae
Product: DDB1- and CUL4-associated factor 8-like
Exons: 14
Coding region: 200-1828 (542 amino acids)
Cellular component (GO): cytoplasm; Cul4-RING E3 ubiquitin ligase complex
Molecular function (GO): protein binding
Source: RefSeq, a predicted model, not a curated record